Messenger RNA from Lycium ferocissimum, 628 nucleotides. Its product is annotated as transcription initiation factor IIA subunit 2. The coding region runs from base 36 to 356 and encodes 106 amino acids. Gene Ontology annotation, molecular function: TBP-class protein binding; RNA polymerase II general transcription initiation factor activity. The transcript is spliced from 3 exons. The record is from RefSeq and is a predicted model, not a curated record. Gene Ontology annotation, biological process: RNA polymerase II preinitiation complex assembly; transcription initiation at RNA polymerase II promoter. NCBI's taxonomy places the organism in Eukaryota, Viridiplantae, Streptophyta, Magnoliopsida, Solanales, Solanaceae. Gene Ontology annotation, cellular component: transcription factor TFIIA complex.
UUGUUGUUGCAGAUCUUGUAAAAAAGAAGUGGAAAAUGGCAACAUUUGAGCUAUACAGGAGAUCAACAAUUGGGAUGUGUUUGACUGAAACACUUGAUGAAAUGGUCUCUACCGGCGUUCUUAGCCCCGAUCACGCUAUUCAAGUUCUCGUUCAGUUCGAUAAGUCAAUGACUGACGCUCUGGAGACUCAAGUAAAAUCCAAGGUGUCUAUUAAGGGACAUCUUCACACCUACAGGUUCUGUGACAAUGUCUGGACCUUUAUCUUACAAGAUGCUGUGUUCAAAAGUGAGGAAUGCCAGGAGACUGUUAACCGCGUUAAGAUUGUGGCUUGUGACUCAAAGCUGCUCACGCAGUGAGCACACGGCUGAUGGAGAGAAUUUUCUGUUUCAGAUUUGCAUUUCUAUCAUUAAUGUAGAAAUCAACAUAAGAUAAGUCUGAGAGAAGAGGAUGCAUGGGAGGUGUAGCCGCCAUUUAAUACUUAUUUUGUACAAACAAGCAAACAUCGAUAGCUAAUAUUAGUUAAAGCUGUUAUAUCUAUGAUGCCAAUGUAUUUGAUGGACCUUUUGUACAAUGUUGAACUUUAGUAUCUCUGACAUUUGAUAUGAGUUCCGGAAUUUAGUUUCUCCUA